This is a messenger RNA of Eupeodes corollae, 2361 nucleotides long. RefSeq lists its product as uncharacterized. The transcript has 8 exons. Bases 149 to 2296 code for a protein of 715 amino acids. The record is from RefSeq and is a predicted model, not a curated record. Lineage: Eukaryota; Metazoa; Arthropoda; Insecta; Diptera; Syrphidae.
ACAGAAGUUAGGCAUCAGUAACGCACUGAAUCUUGCAUUGGAUUUAUCACACAGGGUACAUCUAUUUAGUUUUGAAGAACUUAACUAGAACAUCAAUCGAGUAAAUCAAAGCUCUGAGGAAUUAAAAGACUUAAAAAUCCACUGGAAAAUGUUCAAAUUGCUCGUCGUUUCAUCAGUGCUGAUGGUAGUUGCUGCAAGUCCCUCAUAUCAGCUGCUGUCAUCUCUGCCACCGGAGGAAACAAUUUCGCUCCCUUCGUUGCCUCAGCCAGAGCAGCCAUCAGCUGGAAUUACAUCAUCCUCUUCGUCGGAGGAAUCAGCUGAGCCUCCAGCGUCAACACGAGAGACUCCAGUUCCAACACAAUCAGCUCCAACACCAAGUGAGAUAUCCACUACUACCCCCGAGCCAUCGCCAGCGAUCGAACCCUUGUCAGAAGACGAAUUCAAUUUGCUAUCGGCUUCGGCUUUGGGAGCCUCCUCAUUGGGAUCGGCAUCAAUUCAACAUCAAAUCCUGCCACCUGAGACAAUUUCUCUGCCAAUUAGAAUAACUACCAGUCCUGGGCUGAGAACGGUCCUUGCUCCCGAGACCAUUCGCAUCCAUCAACCCACUGUCACCAAGGUGGGUGAGUUAGUUCAGAAGAUUCCCACAGCAGUGUCACACCAAAGCCAGACCGUGGUCCAUAAGCAUGCCGAGAUUAUUACGCCAAUUGUUGCUCCAGCUAUUCGGACAAUCACCUCACAAGUGGUGCGGGCCUAUCACACUCCGUUGGUUUAUGCUGCACAUGCACCGGUUAUUAAACUCAUUCACAACAUGAACAUCUUGAUACUUUUAUCCGUGAUAUUUGGAGUGACUUUAGCACAAGCCAUAAAAGAUUGUGAUCACGGAAAUAAUGGAGCUUCAGGGCGUCAUUCUCAUCAUCAGGAUAUUUACCAAAGACCUUCAGAUUAUGAUUCAGAUGACUAUACUCCCCAUACAUCAUAUGGUCCUCCUGAUCCUCCUCGACGCAACAACUUUCCACAAGACUCAUCCGAUGGAGAAAGUAAUGCUCGACCAACAUACUCUCAGAAUGUAAAUCGUCCAGCUCCAGUCUAUGGUCCUCCUCCAUCACGGUCCCGAGUUGCAGCUGCUGCUGGUAUCUAUGAUGACUAUGAAGACAUUCUCUACGCUCAACCACCUGCCACACCCCGACGUUAUAAUUUGAACUAUGCUCAAAGGGAACCCUAUUACCCAAGAUACGAAACAUACCCCUCCAUUCGUCGUCCUGAAUAUCGUGUCCCAGUUUAUUAUGCUCCACUUAUUCCAGAUGGAUUUAUUCCAGUUCAUUCCCAUUCUCCGACAACUGGAAAACCAACAAUAGCAACUGGGACUCCAUCAUCAACUUCUGAAACAUACCAAAGUGAACAUCAACAUGGCAGUGCUUCGACAUCGUCAUCGUCAUCAUCAUCGACAGAACAAGAAAACUAUGAUGAUGGUCAAGUUAGGAGACAACAACCAACAGUUGUUGUUGCAGGAACCACUUCACCAAUCCAAAAUGAGCUCAAAAGAUAUUUGUUCAGGAAACCAUUUAGAGGAAUAAGGAAAUUAUUUCAAGGAUCGAUUUUGGCUAAAAGGAAUAAAAUCGGAUUGAUUCCUUCGUUUAUUCAAGGAGCAACUAAGCGUAUGCAUGGGGAGCAGCAUGGAGAGAGUGGACAAGUGGAGCUGAGUGGACAGCAUGAACAACUGGAGCAGUAUGAACUGAGUGGACAACUGGAGCGGAGUGGACAACUGGAGCAGAGUGAACAGCAUGAACGGAGUGAACAACUGGAGCAGUCUGAACAACUGACGAGCUAUGAACAACUGGAGCUGAUCAAGAUGUUCAAAUUCAUUGCCAUCCUUGCUUUUGCCACUGUUGCUAUUGCUGCCCCUGGCCAUCUCAGCACUCACUCAGUUGUUGAAAAUGUUGUAGUUGGAGCAUCAGUUCACUCAGCACCCAGUGCAGUGUCCCACCAGAGUCAAACACAGUACCAUAGCAAAUCGGUUGUGACUCCAGUCUUGGCUCCAGUCGUUAAGUCCUAUGUUGCUGCUCCAGUUGUUCAUGCUGCUCCAGUUGUACACUCUGUCGUCCACAGUGCUCCAGUUGUCCACUCUGCUCAAGUAUUGUCUGCUGCUCCAGUUGUCCACUCUGUCCAUCAUGCUGCUCCAGUUGUUCACUCCGUCCACCAUGCUGCUCCUGUUGUUCACACCGUCCACCAUGCUGCUCCCCUUGUCCACUCAGUCCAUGCUGUUCCCCAUCAUGCUACCAUCAGUGUGCACCACUAAGUUUGUAAAUUGAAUUUGUUGAUUUUGGAAAAUUUUGAUUAAAAUAAAAGUAUUAAGAAACUAAA